Molecule: messenger RNA, 14007 nt
Organism: Sus scrofa (pig)
Lineage: Eukaryota; Metazoa; Chordata; Mammalia; Artiodactyla; Suidae
Source: RefSeq, a predicted model, not a curated record
AGGAGAAGUUAGGGGCAAUGUUGCUGGUCUCAGCCCCACCCGGUCUCUUCCCCUUGCCCUCUAGGUCCCAAUUCAUGGGCCUAGAGAAAGAAGCAAACUUUAACUUCCACAGCAAGGGCUGGACUAAUAGAGUAAGAAAAAUCACUGGCAAGAUUAAUUUCUACUCUUAAUUAUGUGUUUAGUAAUAAGACACAUCUUGAGGUUCAAAGAGGCCGUUAACCAAUAAAUGGAAAAGCUAAGACUAAAAGACUUGUAGGAUGUGACUUCCAGUCCUGUAAUCUCUUCCAUGUGACCCAAAGAUGUCUCACAAAACCUUGAAUGGCUGGCCUGGGGGUCACAUUGCAAGUUAUACCUGGUUCCUAAAUUUUUGCUUAUCUCCAAAGACACAAAGGGCAAGAGGCAGUCAAACAGAAUUUGACCAUACAAGGGGCUAAUGAAUGACCUGUCCCAAAUAAGGUGGAGAUACAGUCCAGCAGGAAGUCCACUCUCACUCUAUUUCUAGCACGGUUUCCUUUUUCUCUGACUCCUGCUUGAAGAAGAGGAGCUCUUUGUCUACAAAAGAUUUGCAAAUGCUUCGUUCCCACACUCAGGACUCACAGUACUGCACAACUCCAGACGAUGCCAUUUACACACUGGACAGGCAUAGACUGCAAUGGGAAUGGAGCUCCUUGGAGUUAUACAACACUAAGCCUCACACCCCAUACCUAAUGUCAGAACAGCCAAAAUGCAUGAAUGAGCUGGCACAUUGUGGGUGGUGACCCCAGCUGCUCUCUCUGGAGUCAGGUUCUAUCUAGGGGCUUAGAUUCCUGGAGGCAUUCUUCAUGGGGAGGAUGGUAGUGGCUGUGAUGGGAGUAGUAGCGGGGUAUAGGGAGGAGUAAGGGGGGGCAUUAACAGUGAGAAAUUAUCUAGAACACAUAAACUCAGUGGUGGGGCUCAGACUAGGGGAGAGGACUCAUCUCUUUGAGGCCUUUAUCUAGAAUUUCAUUGGCUGUUGAUGCCUGAGCCUAAUUUAGCUUCUUAUUUCCUGGGACUACAAGAGGAGCUUUGUGUUUCAUUAGAGAGGCCAAGUGGCAAGCAAUUCGGAGACUCAUGGCAGCUGCCUCUUCACCCCUCCCCUAAAACUCAAAGUCUGUUUUUUCCUUCUAUUGAGGAUCUGAUUAUCAGGUGAGUUUAAGAAGCAUGGCAGAGCUCAGUGAGAGAGGGAGGUUGGACUAACAAUGACAAGAGGGGGUAAUUUCUCUGUAGGGAUUCCUGCUGUACCUCUACCACACCCUUUACAAGCUGGGAACAACUUGUCCCCAGCUAGGGUGGCACACAGAGUCUAUGUGCACAACUGUUCUGGCUGGCUACUAAGGAGGGGACAAGGUGGACAAAAAUACGACCUGCAUUUCCAAGGCUGCUACUCCCUUCCCAGGCCCUGGCUGUCUCUUUAAGGUUGUACUGCAUCCUUAGGAGCCCUCCUGGGAUGUAGAUCUGCAUUAGAAGCGGUGUCUGGAUCUAGGGGCUGAGCUUUGCCCUUCUGUUUGGUCAUGCAGGAAGGGAGGGCCCAGCUCCCACCUUCUUCCUAAAUAAAGAUGAGGCUGAGCAGAAGAAUGGGUGUAAUUCCUAGACAGGUCACAUGGUGGCAUGGUGUCUGCACUGCUUCCCUCUUUCACACCACUACCCCUCCCAUCCCUCCGCCCGGGGAGAGAAACAUUUCUUAGCUGAGACAAUAAUGGGGAUUCCAGCAGAUGCCUGGUGAAUCUGGGAAUUGGCAAGUCUAGUAGCAGCAUUAGCUUCCGUCAGCCCAGGAAGACACAGUCACCCUCGACUACACAGGGCUCUUCUGGGGUUUCCAAGGAGAACAAAGGCUGAAGACUGAGUAAAAAUGUCUUCCUGGACGCAACUCAAGAGAAUGAGGGGACAUGGCAAGGAUCCCACUGAACUAUAAAUGAUGGCUGCCACCAGAGCAUUUUAGACUCUUAUAUCCAGAGACCAACCUGAGAGAAGAGUCACCAUGUUGGCAGAAAUAAUUGACAGGAGAAGCGUCACCGGAGAGUCAAACAAAGGGCUAGAGAUGCAGCAUCAAGAGGUAAAGUCUCAGUCUCUGCUCUGACAUCCCUCCCCUGGGCGUGAGGUACCCAUGGACCUGGUACUCAAUGACCCCUGGUGUCAGGAGCCAGGUGCUCUAAGCACUGAAGGCUCUACUUCCCCAAGUUGACAGAUUCUCCCAGAAGACUCUUUUGGGUGGGAAAUGAGAGCCUGAGGAUGUUCCCAAAUUCCCCACCUUAGCCCUGGGAAUAGAGAGUGAGGAAGUAGGGGAGAUGUCUGUAACUGUGUCACUUCCUAGUUUUAUGACCCAUUGGAAGUCACCUCAUCUCUCAGUCUUUUUAUCCAUAAAAAGGGCAUCUGAUGAUCCUGUCUCACUCACAGUGUGGUUGUGAAGGUCAAAUGAGAUUAGGCCCAGGAGAGCACCUGAUACAUGUCUCAGAGCACUGUCUGUGGAGUUUGCAGUCUCCUCUCCCUCGAAGGCCUUCAGCUUGCUGCAGGAAGUUCCCGAACCCUCUCCCGUUGCAUGUAACACUGUCUCCUGGUUUCUCAGCUAGGAGACUUUCCCGGAAAGAAGCUGAGAAGCCGUGGGAGCUGCUCUCUGUCAUGAGAAGCCAGGACUGGCUUCCUCAGGAGGGGAGUGUGCGGCAGCUCCUGUGUGCAGAUCCCUGCUGCAAAAUCUGCAAUGCCACAGCUCUGGAGAUUCAGCAGUUGAUGGUGGGUGAGAACACCCUAACCUCCCCCAUAUCAAGGCGGCCACCACAAGGCUCUUCUUGCCUAGAGGUUUUGUCCGCAUCUAAUGUGUCUUUUGAGCAGAGUCUGGAGCAUCAUUCCCCACACUCCAAAGACCUUUCACUUCCAUCUGCAACCCUCACAGUGUCACAGAAAUCCUUAAUCCAGUCAGCUGCCCGGUCAGCUAGUACAGUUAGCAUCCACGAUUAUGAUUACUGUGCUGAACACCUCAAGAAAAGGCAGGGAUUUCAAGUGCCAGAUGUGCCAAGGGUCCCAGAGACUAUGUUUUCUUCAAGGCCUGAGGAGCCUAGGGUUUCAGUGAACCUGCAGGAGAUGAUACAGAGCAACCUCAACCUUGUCUAUGGGAACCAAGGCCAGCAGCCCUUGAAUUCUCAGGUCUCUCUUCUGACCCUGAACCGAGAAAUCACUACCCUGACACAUCCUGUGGCCUUGCAUAUGGUCACUGUCCUCCCUGCUCACCUGCCAUUCCUGAGUCCUGAAGUCCUAAGGCUUCUUGAGGUACAUGUGAAGAAACUGAUGCAUUUCCAGAGGUGGGGACUCCCCAGACGUGUAGAAGAGUCCCUGAGGCAGCUUAUGCCAAAUCCACCAUUAUUUUACCAACCUAUACAUAACCAACCAGUUUCUUUCAUCCAGAAUGAUACUUCUCAGUUGUCUGUUGAGAAAUUUGGGACCAUUUCAUACCAGAACUGGGGUUCAUGUAUGGCCGGCCAGCCUACCCAGGCCUUCUGGGUUUCUGAAUGGUCCAUUUUGGACCCAGAACAAAGAUAUUACUACCAGCAAAUCCCAAAUCAUAUGGCUCUAGCCUUGUCUUCUCCAUCCCUUAAAGAAUUAAGUGGCCUCUAUCUAAUGUCUAGGCAGCAGGCUAAUGACUCAGUGGGCCAUGUGCAGCCAAAAUACAGCCAGCUAUUCUGUGGCCUCCCUUCUCUGCACAGUGAGUCCUUGGUUGACACCUUCUUGGAUUCUCAAGGCCUCUCCAUGAAUGAGACAAUGUCCAAGUCCCCCUUGAAGGAUCCUUUUCUCUUCAAGGAGCUCUCUCUCUUCCCUCUGCUACCUAAAACUCCACACCAGUCAGCUCCGCUCUCUUCUCUGUCUUCCCAAAAUUGGAUUCUUCCAUCUGAUCAUCAACAAUCUCAGAUUAAUGUCCCAUUUCUGACUCUGGAUGAGUGUGAAGCCUUGGAGUGGCAUCUGCUGCAGAGGCAGAUCCAGCUUCAGUGGAACUUGCCAGGUGUUUUCCAGAGAGAUCAGCGCACUCAGAGCCCUGUGCAGUAUAAGCCCUGUGACAAAGCCCAGUCUUCUGAGACUGUGAAAACUUCCUGUCCAGGGCAGCCCAGCUCAGACCUCACAAAGGAACUACUCUUCCCACAGCAUGCGAGGAGGCUGCUGGAAUUCCACCUUCAGAGACAGUUGAUUCACCACCGCUGGGGUCUGCCCCAGAAGAUCCAGCAGUCCAUGCAGUUGCUCUUGCCUCCAGCUAACCAGCAGACUGUGUCCUGGAGAAGCUCAGCCCUAGGCAGUGUGAAUGUCCCCCAACCUGCAUCUCUAGAGGCCACUGGGGCUGAUGACCCAUUCUCACCAACUUUGGACCUGGUAUCAGAUCCCAUGCCACACUUGUUUGACCAGGCCAAGGCAGUAUUGCAAAGCCAUAUAGACUCCAAGUGUAGGCAGAUUGACCAGGGCAAUGUCCCUUCUUGUGUCUAUAGCUCCUGGGAGUGCAUAAUUCCUGGGCACCUAAAAAAGACUUCCUUCACUUGUAUCCCAGAAAGCAAGUCCCUGGAACUACAGGCAGCAACUGACUUGGACUUAGAGCAAAAAUUUAUAACCUGGAUGCCAGUGGCCCUUGAUCAUCAGCAACAAGCCUCACCAGAUGCUGUCAUUGAACAUUCUAAGCUGCCUCUAGCCCUUUCCAAGGGAACCAUUGAGAAACUGGAGACAACUUUACGGCAUAAGUAUCUGGCCUUUUUGUCAGGGCUGCCUGCUCUUUAUUAUGUGGCUCUCUCUAGGGCCAUGGCCCCAGCAGUCACUUCUCAAGCUGUGAUCACAGAGAUGGUGCCUGAGCCUGUUGAACUCCCAGCAGAACCUCUGAUUCAGGUGACCUCACCUGAGGAGCAAGGACUAAGUUCUGGGCCAGGCUUUCAAGAUGCCAGUGAGGCUUGUGCAGACAUUGCAGAUGAAUCCCAGGCUGAAGUGCAAGUAGAUGGAACAACUGAGACGGUGCCUAUAGAAAGCCAGACAGAGCCUGCAAGGCUUUACUCACUUGGGGAGCCCAUCUUGGCCAAAUUAAAUUUCCAUGUGAGAAAGAAGAUCCUAGAGAUACAACUGGGAAUUCCCAUAAAGGCAAGGGAGUCCAGGGAACAAACUGUAGCAAUUCCAGAGAACAUAUGCACACAGGAGUCUCUUGGGAGUCUAAACAACCAAGGCAAAACACUGCUCCAGGAACUCCCCAUUCCACCAGAUAUGCCAUGUGCCCCAGAUCCAGAAUGGCUCCAUUUCAAAGAACAGCUGGCCACUGAGUUGAAGGCAGUUCAUCAGAAACACAAGCAACUUAGUUCUAGUUUAGUGCCCCAUGAUGCUGUCCACUGGGCUUCUAAGAUAUCACAACCCAGUGGGGACAUGACAGAAUCCCAGGUGCUCUGUGUUCAGCUGGAGGCCAGUGUGAGCAGUCCCAGCCUAGAGGAACCCUGGAGCCCUGAGCCCCAGAGCCCUGACAAGAAAAAGGACUCAGCCCACAGCCCCACACUGGCAGAAAAGAUAGAAGAGAAAGGCAAACCCAAAUUGUCAGGGGACCAUGGAGAAGGGGAUGCUGGAUUUUCACUCUCCUCCACUAGAGAAAAAAGCCAGUCUGCUGAAGCCCAGAGGCCAGAAAGAAUGCUUUUGAACAGGACUCCCUGCAGCCCAUGGCGACGGAGACAUUGCAUUCACCUUGACGCUCCCUGUCAACCCAGUCCCCAGCAUCACCCUCAGCUUAAACUCCCAGAACUAUCUCCUAGAGACCCUGGGGGGAAAGGCUCUGAGAAGAAUGACCGGCAAGACAAUCAAACCAAACUCAAUGGCAUCCUCAAACCAGCAAAAGUUUAUAAGAAUGCCCAGCCUAAGGUGCCCCAGGUGUCACAGGGCCAGCCUUUUCUGGGCCAGCUCAUUUUGGAUAAGCCAUUGCAGGGCCAAACUUUACAAGGUCACAUUUUGCAGAGGCAGAUGAUGCCAGGCCAUACUCACAAGAGGCCCAGCCUUCCAGAAUCUGGUUUAAGAAAUAAAAUGAAAUCUUUUCUGCACCGUAUUAACCCCAAGACAAAAGGCAAAGGAAACGAGGAAUCCAUGCCUUCCACAUCCAAGAAAGUGCCCAACACCAGGAAAGAAAAUAUGGAAAAGAACUUGGCUCCAGCCAAAAGUCCCAAGGGUCGAACUAAGGCAGAGAAGACAAGAGGAGGGCCCAAGCCCCAGUUUCCCCCCACUGAGAAGCAAGUGGGCCUGGCCUUCUUGGAUGUUUCCCAUUACCCAGACCAUAAGCUCUGGCACCACUCCCACUCCCAUCAACUCUACUCUGCCUCAGUCCUAGGCAUUCCCCGCCACUGUCCUCGGCACUGUCCUCGAGUGGCUCGUGCUACCCAACCAGGGAACCCCCCUAACACUCAACUCUCACCUCAGAGGGAAACAUUGGCCUGCUCAAGAAGACCCAGUGCAGUCAGAAGACUUUGUAGUCUUUCCAACAUCUGCAUCCCUUGAAGAGGACUGCUAUUGCCAUUUUCAUUAAUGUGCAGGUGGGCAGAGCACCACCCAAAAUACACUCUAUAUCUCUAAGCAGAGAGUUGUCUGUCUGCUCCUUCUCUCCACUGAAGUGUGUUCAGGGAAGGCAUAAGGGAGGUAAAUGUCCUUCCUAUCUAGGUUGAAACCCAAGCUGGGUCAGCAGUUCACCUCUCCCUACCCCUAGACUGUGGAUAAAGAGACUUCAGCAGAGAAGGAAGGUCCUUGUCUAAGGUACAUUGAAGGUAGAGGUCAGGUUUGAUUUCUGUCAUGGUGUCCUUGGGACCAGAGGAGCAAUGUGGACAUGAGGAUAGUACUGUCAAGAAGGAGUGGCCAGGAAUCUUACAGGCAAAAUUCACUGAUGACAUCUACAUAUGUCCACAACUUGGAGGGGCAUGCCAAUGUUCCAGCUUUGAGGAGGUGCUUUGUGUUUAUCCACAGCAUAUAGCUAAUAUGACAGAUGUUAAAAGCAAAUGAUAGAAUGUCCCCUCUCUGUUCCAUUUUGAUUAUUGGUUAGAUUUUUCUGGAGAACUCAAAAUGAGAGGCUGCUAUAGCUCUCUUAACUGUAUCCCACCUCCUGCCUAUCAGUUGCAUGAAAUGACUGACACCUGGAAUAAAGGUCACAGUAGGACAUGGAGAGGAGCUGGUCCCCCACCCCCAAGGGUAGCCAGGGAGAGAAGCAGGGAGGGAGAGCAUGUAGACUGGGGUCCGUGUACCUGGUAUAGAAGCUGACAUGUUCAUGAAGAGGGCAUGAUAAAAGUCUGGUUUGCUAUGCACUAUAAAGAACUCUGAGCCAGGAAGCCAACCCAGUACCUAAGUGCUUUUCGGGGAUGGAGAUGAAUAAACUGAGUUGCAGUCUGUUGUCCAUAGUGUGUGAUAAAGAGCAGUGAGUUGAGCCUUGUUGUGUAAAAGCAAUGCAAAUUAAUUAAAAAUUUCCGUAACUUCAGCCUUCACCCCACAAAACCGUUUGCCAGUUUAGUAUAACCGUAAAUCUGUGUUUCUGCUCAGCCCAAACGUGAAGUCAGUCACUGGUUCUAAUCUUGACAUAUCUCAGCUUUGUUCCUCUUUUUUCUGUGUUUACUGCCUCUGCUUGUUAGGUUACUCAUCAUUCUUGUCUGACUAAUACAGUAGCAUGUCACACCCCCAGGGAAUGAGGGUGGUCUGUAAUAAUACCGUAAUAGUAUUUGAAUCCAAGGUCUGGGCUGGGGAGGUGGACAGAUCAUUACUUCCGCAUGAUGAGUGUUAUAGACUAAGGAAUCCUGCCACGGAAUUACUGGGGUACUCAGUGGAUGAGGAUCCCCAGAAGGGUCACAGUAAAAAUAACCUUGAUUUUGCAAUACACCUUCAACUAUGCAGUGCUGUAUGUCAGUUAUAUCUUAAAACUGAAAAAAAAAAAGAAACUUAAGAAUAACCUUACACUUAUAUUUAGUGAAAUGUCGUACACUAAAUUAAAACAUUUGCUUACUUACUAUAUGGAAGUUAAUAUAGCAAACACAGCAAAGACAUACCUUGUACAGUGGAGCUCAUGAUUUCUUGAGCUAGUCUCACAUGCCCAAGCUAUCUAAUUAACAUAUAUACUUGAUUGUCCAAUAUUCAUCUCAAACUAUAGAACAGUGAACUCCUGAUUCCCUGUCACCGCCCCACACAACCAUUACCUAGUUAUACAUAAAAAUAUGCUCCAAUCACAGUAUUCAGAAUAUCAGUUAAUGGCAACUCCAAUUUUCCAGUUAUUCAGGACAAUAACAUUAGGGUCAUUUUUUUUUUUUUGUCUUUUUGCCAUUUCUUGGGCCACUCCCAUGGCAUAUGGAGGUUCCCAGGCUAGGGGUCCAAUCGGAGCCAUAGCUGCUGGCCUACGCCAGAGACACAGCAACGCUGGAUCCGAGCCGCGUCUGCAACCUACACCACAGCUCGCGACAAUGCCGAAUCCUUAACCCACUGAGCAAGGGCAGGGAUCGAACCCGCAACCUCAUGGUUCCUAGUCGGAUUCGUUAACCACUGAGCCACGAUGGGAACUCCACAUUAGGGUCAUCUUUGACAUUUUUUCCUAACCAAUUACAUCCAAUCAAUCUGUUGUCUCUACUUUUUGAAAUGCAUUCAGGACAUGACCACUUCUCAUUAACUCUGCUGCUGUGAUUACUCUAGCAGCAUCAUAACUAAUUUCCCAGCUUCUGCCUGAGACCAUGCUUCCACCAGUCUGUUCUCAACACAGAAGCUUGAUGAUCCUCAGGCUGUAGUUAGAAAGAUAGAUUAGAUGAUGAUGAAGAAGAAUGAGGAGAUGGAGAAAGAAAGAAAAAGAGAAAGAUACGUAGUACCAUGAGACUGGAUAAGAUCACUAAGGCGAUGAUUGUAAAUGAAGGAAAGAUCCAAGGACGAGCCUCUGGGACACCCCAACAUUGAGAAAUUGGAGGGAGUUCUGCUGUGGCCCAACAGGAUCAUUAGUGUCUCUGCAGUACCAGGACACAAUUUUGAUCCUCGUCCUGGCACUGUGGGUUAAAGGAUCAGGUAUUGCCACAGCUGCAGUGUAGGUCUCAACUGUGGCUGGAAUCUGGUCCCUGGCCCAGAAACUCCAUAUGCUGCAGGGUGACCAAAAAGGAAAGAAAGAAAGAAAAAAAGAAAUUGGAGGAAAAAUUUGGAACCAAUGAGCAGAACCUGAGAAGUCGUCGCCAGUGAGGUAGGAGGAAAACUGGGAGAGUGUGGGAUACUGGAAGCCAAGAGAGGAAAGCAUUUCAAGGAGAAAGUAAUCAACUGUAUGAAAAGUUGCCAAAGGGCCAAGUAAGAUGAGGACUCAGUUGAUGAUUAGAUUUAACAACACAGAGAUCAUUCAUGGCCUUGAGAUGAAUAGACCCAAGUGAGAGAUGGAGGUAAAGAUGUGACUACAGUGGAUUCAAGAGGGAGAGGAAGAGCGUUGGUGAUGGCAAGUGUCAUCAACUGCUUUAGGGUAUUUGCUCUACAGAGGUGCAGAAAAUGAGGAAAUAGCAUCAAUAGGGUUUUUAAAAGGCAGGCGAUAUAACAUGCUGGAUGUUAAUGGAAAAAAAUCCAAAUAAGAGGAAGAAACUGAUGAUGCAGGAGAGAAAGGGAGAACUACUAGAGCAAUGUCAUGAGCAGAAGUAACAGAAUAGGAAUGAGUCCCCAGGUUGAGGGAUUGGUCUUGGCUAAAAGAACAGAUGCUUUGCUCAUAGUAAGUAGAAGGUGACAGGAAUGAGGAGGGGCUUUGUGUUUCUUGAGAAGAAUGCUUUCCCUACAAUUAAGAGAGCAGGACAAAUUUAUAGAGGUGUGAAUGAGUAACCAGAAAGGAUUGUGGCUCAGGGUGGGGGCCCAUACAGAGAACUAAAACCAGAUAUGAAGAGGAAUUCUGGGAGUUACCAGGGCAAGGUGUUUCUUUGCUUUUUAAUUAGGGUCUGAGAAGUCAGAAGCAGCAUAUGAGCCCAGGCGGGCAAAAAAUAUAGUGAAGUUGCUAAUCACAUAUAAAAAGCACAUGUUCUUAGAAUACAGGGGGAGAGAUGCCAGAGAAAGCUCUAGGUGCACAGAGCAGGAAAAGGAUGGGUCUUGAGAUUGAUAAAGAGGGCAGGCAUGGCAUCCUAGUGUUCAGCCAGGGAUGUUUGGUGGUGGGAGGAGAGAACUGAGGAGCAGAAAGACCAAGAGGCUACCUUGAGUAGAUGGAAAGACCUCUGUGUUGGAAACUCAUCUCUCUCAGAAAGUAGCUCCUCCGCAUGCCCGCUUUCUGAGCUACCACAGAGGAGAGAAUAAAGGUGGGGAGCGCUGUGGCUUCCUUCCGAUGUGGCAUGGGGGACCAUGGGAUGCUCUUCCCUACUGAUUCCUAAGGAGAUCCAGGGUGCCUCAGCAUCCCAUCAAACCAGGAGGUGGGGGCAGGACUCUCUUGCUCUGAUAGGACCCAGCACUCAGCAUGAUGUGUUCGCUGCUAGCAGGAUGCAGAAGAGCCUGGAGGUGAAGAAGCAUGAAUGUGUCCCUCCUCUGAGUGGUGAUCCUGUGCCUGACGGAUGAGAGUCCAGCCCCUGUUGUGGCACCCAGGUUGAGGAGGCACAAGGCCCAGGCCCGCUGAGCCACACUCUCCAGUGUUUUCCUAAGCAUCCCCAAAGAUCAUGGGAGGUUGUGUGAGAGACACAUCCUCCCUGCCUGGUGGCAGUUGGGCUGAGAGCUGUGUAGGAUGAUGCCCAGGAGAAGGAAUGUGACUCAGGAUGGUCACAGUAGAGUCAGAUGGGAAGCCAGGGUUAAUGUGCACACAUCCUGUCUUAGGUGGAGCAGGUCCUUCCAUGGUCCCCCACAGGCUACUUACUCCUGACAAGCAUGAAUUCAUAGUGCUGACCAGGUGGUGUAACAACAGGCUGAGGGCAGCGAGAUGAGCUGGAACAAAGACCUUCAGGAUUCUCAAUUCUCAGCAAAGUCAAGAGCUGAGAGAAGACAAGGUCAGAGCCUAUGAUUCAUGGGGGAUCUUAUAGAGGGGUGAAGAUUUGCUUGUCCUAUUCUGUAAUCCUAGCACAAGCCCCACCUUCCAGCUCUGAUAGGCUCAAGAGGUAAAAAUCAAAAUGAAAACUCUCAUGGCAGGAAACAAACUCAAGUAUUUUCUACUCUAUGAUUGGUGAUAGAUGCUAGGGACAUAUCUAUGCUUGUUUGGGAUCUUUGGUGGCGUUCACUUCUGCUCCCUGAGAUACCAUAUUGAUAUGGUGAAUGGCUCAGACCUUCUGAAACCCUUCUUUCUAUAUCUGCAGAGAGUAUUUCAGGGUUCUGUAGAGAGAAUUGAAGGCAACUCACUAUCCGCAGUGGAGGAGACUGGCUUCUCCACAAAAUCACUUCUCCUGCUAAACACUAAGUCCCAGCAAGUAGGGUGCAUGGCUACUUCAUUUUGGGACUUCCUCACUGUAGCCCAUGCAGGGAGAGCAACAAACACAGCACAGGCAUAGGAAUAAACCCCAUGGAGUUGCUACUUCCUGUGCCAUGUGAGAGAAUCAUUAGGAUAAUCUGUUAUUUUAAUAAGACAAAUCUUCUUAAAAUUUUAUAAAUACUUAUAACACAAAUAUGUACAGAUUUUUACACAAAAUAUCAUGGGUUUUAUACUCAUCAAAUUUCUAGUCUUAAUUUCUAGGAUUAAAAUCUAUUAAUUCAGAAAGAAAACAGUUUAUAAUAACAGAUUAUCCUUAUUAUGCUAACUUAAAGUUUAUAAUUGAAUAAAUGUUUUAUUCAUGUAAGCUGGGAUUUACAUCCUCAUCACUGGAAGGCCUGUUUUUUCUUUUCCUCCAUGCAAAUACGGUAAGAGCAUGGCUGAUUAUAGUGUAACUCAGUUAUUCACCAGUAAACAGUUUAAUGCUUAAUUUCUGGGUGCUAUUUCCUUUCUGUGUACCACUUGUCUCAUUUUCCCUCGAGGUACCGUGUACUUUCACACCUGUAUAUGUUUCUUCAGGCUUUUCCAGACAUCUACUGUCUUACUUCUGCUUGAAAACACUUAACCCAUCAUUUAAUGCACAGUGGAAAUGUCCUCUUGACUGACAUAUUCCCCCUUGGCCUCUUCAACCAGGGUUUUCUACAUCCUCUGUAGUAUUUUGCUUUCCCUGCCCUGAAAUAAACUGUGUAACUGUCAAUGGUGGGAUCAUGCAUCCAUAAAGGCAAUAUAAUCAUCACUUAAUACAUGUUAAAUUGGUAUAAGUUAAACAUGCUGACCAGCUAGAUAACAGACCAUUCAUUACUCAGCCAACUCUUGUUUACAAUCUCAUAGAAUCAUAGAUAUUUGAAAGAAAAUCUGGUUCUGGCUCAUUUUUUUGUGUUCCAGGGAGAAUUUAAUUUGAAGAAAGACUUCCGUGACAUAAGACAGUAUGAAAGCCACUAAUUCUGGACAAACUUUUCAGACGAGUAAAUGAAAGAUUUUUAAAAUAUAAGAUCUAGGUAAUCUGAUUUCUUUUGAAAAAUUAAAAGACCUGGGACACAAUUUUGGUUUCUCAUUCUUGAAAAGUGUCAAUCUUCUGGAACCUUUUCCAGUUUUCCACAGUCCUCACCACUCUCUAAAGUUUCCCUGAUGCAGAAGCUAAGUUUCAAGAGCAGCACUAAACCUCCAAAAUGAUGACUGGCAUGCCAUGGAAAUAUGCCUUGCCUUCUCCCUUCAUUUGUAAUUGAACUUGAGUCCUCAAAUUUGCAGUAGAUGUGUUUCUAUGAAGUAUUGGGGGCAGAGGGGGAUAGAGUUUACAAAUUAAACUUCAUCUGAAAUAUAUGUAGUUUUCUAUUCAGAGGAAUCACCUGUAACUAUAACUCUUUUGUACAUCAAAUGAGCACACUUGAUUAUAUUUCUUUUGCCUUGACAAGAGCUGCAUCUUAGCUUGGUAUAUAAUUCUGAGAGCUCAAUUUUUCCUACGAAAAUUCUGCAAAAAUUUCUUUGUUUUAUUAUUAUGACAUUAACUUUUGCACAGGGGAAGCUUGAGUUUGUGUGGUUAUUCUUUCUUGGGAAGUAAACUUUAUAUGGCUUUCUUUUUCUGCAUGGUUAAGAUCAUAGUUCUUACACAGUUUUUAUCACAAAAGUAAAACUGUUGCAAGACAAGGUGAAGACCAAACAAUGUUAAAUUAGUUUUUGCCAGGGCAUGGUGAGCUCAUUAGAGCUGUAGAUUUAGACUUUUUUUCCCCCCACUCUAGCAAGUUUUCCUUUGUGUAUAUAGUGUUAAAAAACCUUCACUGGUAUAUUGAUUUCAUAUACAAAUUAUACAAUGUAAGUAGUAGACAGUUCAAUGAUUUUUGGUUUCAGGACAUUUUCAUGAUCCCCCAAAGUCUCUCUGUUCCUCCACCCCUGAGUUAAUCCCUGCUCCCACCCCUUAGCCCUAGUCAAGCUUGAGACAGAAAUAUUCUUGCUCCAGUCAUGACCUCAACCUCCUUAUUCACUCAUCACCAACAAUGCCUCUGGACAUGAGUGUUGUCACCACUGUAGGUGGAGUGAACUCCCUUCCAUCAAAGUACAGCCUGUUUGCUGCCUUGGCAGAACCCUGGUGACCACUGAGCCGGAGAGGGUGGGGAGUGAUUGGAGCUGUUUCAGGCAAGAAGGCUUCAGAUUUCCACUGCUCCUACUUAAAGCUUGGCUGUUUUUUCAGCACAAAUGUUUCACAGACUAUUGUUUGCAAUUGUUUUGGGGAAAAAGGAUUUGCUGACUUCCUCACUCAGCCCUUAGCCAGAAGGCUUACUUUUAUGUUUUUUUCCCUCAAUGAUAUCACUGGCGAACUGAUCGGAACUUUAUGAUCUUUUGCGCUCUCUUUUUAUUUUGUUGUCUUCAUCUCUAUUUCCUAUGCUCUGCACUGCCUUUGAGAUGGACUUUAGUUAGGUAUUACAAUGUUUGAUUUUUUUACGCUUGUGUUGUGUCCUUGUUAUCUACCUUUUUAUUUCAACUGUCUCGGUUCUAUGUUUUUCCUUAAUUUUAUAAAGCUACUUUCUUCUGUGUUUUUAAAAAUAGAUGUGCUUUUAUUUAUUUUAUUUUUUAAAAAUCUUUUUAGGGCCACACCU